AUGGCUGGGUCAGGUAGAGGAAGAGGACGUGCUGCGUUCACCUUCAACAUUGAGGCUAUUGGGUUUUCUAAAGGUGCAGCUCUACCUGAUGUUGUGUGUAAGCCUCCACCACCAUUUCCUAGUACAGACAAUAAACCAGUGCCUCUGAAAACAGGAGAAGAUGAAGAUUACAUGUUGGCCUUAAAACAAGAUCUUAGAGGAACUAUGAAAAGAAUGCCAUAUUUUUUGGCAGUAGAAGAAGAUCGUGAAGUAAUUGAGAGGUACAGUAAAAAGUACCAUGACAGUGAGAAGGAGCAUGCAGCAUGGACCCCAGAUUGGAGAAGACUCCCAAGAGAGAUGAAGCCAAAGAAAAAGACCAAAAAAG
This is a messenger RNA of Pterocles gutturalis (yellow-throated sandgrouse), 364 nucleotides long. It is a transcript of the gene POLR3G, whose product is annotated as polymerase (RNA) III (DNA directed) polypeptide G (32kD). Lineage: Eukaryota; Metazoa; Chordata; Aves; Pterocliformes; Pteroclidae. The annotation marks the transcript as partial. The record is from RefSeq and is a predicted model, not a curated record. Gene Ontology annotation, cellular component: RNA polymerase III complex. The transcript is spliced from 4 exons. Gene Ontology annotation, biological process: transcription by RNA polymerase III; cell population proliferation.